Molecule: messenger RNA, 504 nt
Organism: Dreissena polymorpha
Lineage: Eukaryota; Metazoa; Mollusca; Bivalvia; Myida; Dreissenidae
Product: latrophilin-like protein 1
Exons: 5
Coding region: 1-504 (167 amino acids)
Biological process (GO): adenylate cyclase-activating G protein-coupled receptor signaling pathway; cell surface receptor signaling pathway
Cellular component (GO): membrane
Molecular function (GO): G protein-coupled receptor activity
Source: RefSeq, a predicted model, not a curated record
AUGGCUUCAUACGUGUUUUUGAUGCAAUUUUGGAAUGACACCGAGACCCUCACCGGUGCCGACAUUCACCGACUGACCCAGAUUUCGGAGAUAGGUGGCGCCAUCACUGUGAUAGGGUGCAUCGUCGGCCUCAGUCUGCUAUGUCUGCUGCCCGUACGCAGUGACGGUCUCUUCGUCACCGGGAACCUGUGCCUGGUGCUCAUGGCGGCCCAGAUCUCCUUCAUAGGAUCCGAGAACACCGGAUAUCCGGACCCCGUAAUGUGCAAGAUUGCGACCAGUCUGAUCCAAUACUUCUUCCUCAGCGUCCACUUCGCCGCGUUCGCCUUCGCCAUCUACCUGGGUUCAAAGUUUGGCCCUUCCUUUCUGAACCAAUGUCGACGGCGGGGUCUGUACCUCAUCAUUAUCUGGGUCCUGCCUUUCGUCGUCGUCGUCGUCACCGCCUUGUCCAGGUCAAACUAUGUCGGUCCCGGCACGCGGUAUAAUAGUUUUCAGAAUAUUUGUUAA